Molecule: messenger RNA, 786 nt
Organism: Oppiella nova
Lineage: Eukaryota; Metazoa; Arthropoda; Arachnida; Sarcoptiformes; Oppiidae
Source: the annotation of a GenBank genome assembly
AUGAAGACCAAAAACAAAAACACGUUUUCGGCCAAAGAGUCGAAACGAUUGAAACGACUUUUGGCCCGAAAUGCGACCGAAAAGCCCACGAAAGCCGUGAAAUCGCGGCCUCAGGACCGCAGCCAAGCACUGGCCGCCCGAUCGCGCGCUCGCCUCUCGUACUCGCGAUUUCGCGCACAAAACGAGUUCUUGUAUUCGCACUCUUCCUCCGAAGCGAACGACUUCUUCAGCGAAGACUCGUUCCGCGAAUACCACGCCGUCUACGAGAAGAUCGCCGACAAAUGGCCGCAAAAGCCCAUCAAUCAUACUCUGACUUCCGAGACUUCGGGCCGUCUCGUGGUGGCGGACAUCGGGUGCGGAAGUCGUGCGCAACUCCGCGACGCCUUUCCCUCGCAUUUCGUCCAUUCGUUUGAUUUGGUAGCCGACAGCCCUCACGUGACCGCAGCCGACAUGUGUUCGCUCCCAUUGGACGCCGACUCGUGUGACGUCGCGGUCUUCUGUCUCUCUCUGAUGGCCACGAAUCUCGCGCACGCGCUCUCAGAAGCCAACCGCGUCCUCAAAGCGGGCGCGCGACUCAUCAUUGUUGAGGUCGCCUCUCGUUUCCAACCAAUCACUGAACAGCAGUUCGCGCGACAAAUGACGCAACACUUCGGCUUCAAAUUGCGAGAACAGCGCCACCUCUCGAGCGACAACUUCUUCGUGUUCUUCGAGUUCCAGAAGACCGCAAAGUGUUCGCAAUCUUUGCCACAAAUUACUCUCAAAUCCUGUGCUUUCAAAAAGCGAUAG